This is a messenger RNA of Caretta caretta (loggerhead turtle), 3028 nucleotides long. It is a transcript of the gene TRAPPC12, whose product is annotated as trafficking protein particle complex subunit 12. Gene Ontology annotation, cellular component: Golgi apparatus; TRAPP complex. Gene Ontology annotation, molecular function: protein binding. Lineage: Eukaryota; Metazoa; Chordata; Testudines; Cheloniidae. The record is from RefSeq and is a predicted model, not a curated record.
UCCCCUUCCGGGUGAUGUGAAGGAGACGCAGGCGCCGUAGAGACCGGUACCCGGUUGUGAGCGCAGGCGUAGUCGCUGCUGGAGCCGUCGGGCGGCGGCGGUGCAAGGCUGCUGCGGGCGCUAAGCAGUCACAAUGGAAAAUAAUCAAUGUAACGAUGAGGAUGCUAAGAAGAGCGUUUCAGAUGAGGAGGCAAGUGGAAAUGUAGUUCAGCAGAGGGCUCAGGAAGAACUUCUCUUCCAUGAGGAAACCAUUGAUCUUGGUGGAGAUGAAUCUGAGUCUGAAGGGAAUGAGACCAUCUCAGAGGAUUCCAAUAACUUCAUAGAUAAACUUAAUGAACACAUGAUGGAGAGUGUCAUUAUUUCUGAUUCUCCAAACAAUAGUGAAGAUGACACCGGUGAACUUGGUUGCCUGCAGGAGAUUGUGGAACAAAUGGAAGUCAAGGACAUUUGUACACCAGAAGAAGAAUUGAAUAAGGAAGAAGCCCUAGGUAAUGACAGUGAAACUGAACAUGAAGAAACACCUAAAGAUAUUUCUGAUAUUGGAACAGAUGAUCAGGCAUCUUUAAAGGAAGAGUUGAUUCAAGAAGCAGUGAAAGAUGAACUGAAAGUGGGAAAUGAAGCUCUAUGUGACUCAACACCAAGUAAUAUUGAUGAAAGUAAAUCUGAGGAGCCAAUAUCAUCACCCCUUGCCAGCAAAUCAUCUCCUGAAGCUGAGCCUAUCCCUGUAUGCACCAUUUUUAGUCAAGCAAACAAUGUUAAUGCUCAACCACAGUUGUUCAUACAUGAUGGUUUUGAGCCUCAAAUGGUGAAGUCUCCUAGUUUUAGUAGUGUACAUGAGAUUCCGGUGAAGUCUCAUCCACAGGUGGUUCAACCAAGUCCUAGCCUAAGCACAUUUUUUGGUGACCCUAUUAACACUAAUAAUCUAGCUGCUGAGUUUUUUGAUUCAUUUACUACAUCUACUUUUAUUUCUGUCAGUAACCCUAAUGCAGGUUCUUCAGUCCCAGAACAAAUGUCAUCUGUCAGUACAGUUGGAGACAAUUCCAGUGACUCUGCUGACCCUACUUACUCUGUAGGAAAUGAGAGAUCUGAAGCAGGUAGUCCCCCUGCAUCUUUAGAAAUGUCACAAUCUCCUAAACCAUUUUCACAGAUCCAAGCUGUUUUUGCUGGAAGUGAUGACCCAUUUGCCACAGCCUUGAAUAUGAGUGAAUUAGAUAGAAGAAAUGAUGCCUGGCUUCCCAGCGAGGAAACUAGAAAGGUUUUAGUUUCAGUAGCCACUCAGCAAUAUAGUACUCUGUUUAUAGACAAAGAGAAUCUCACCAUGCCUGGAUUAAAGUUUGACAACAUCCAGGGAGAUGCAGUAAAAGACUUAAUGCUCCGUUUCCUGGGUGAGCAAGCAGCAGUGAAGAGGCAAGUUUUAAAUGCCAAUUCCGUAGAACAGUCUUUUGUAGGCUUGAAACAGCUAAUUAACAGCAAAAACUGGAGAGCAGCAGUUGACCUGUGUGGACGACUUCUGACUGCCCAUGGUCAAGGCUAUGGCAAAAAUGGGCUACCUACUAAUCAUACAACAGAUUCUUUGCAGCUAUGGUUUGUCAGACUAGCACUGCUGGUGAAGUUGAAUCUUUUCCAAAAUGCAGAAGCGGAAUUUGAGCCAUUUGGAAACCUGGACCAACCUGAUCUGUACUAUGAAUAUUACCCUCAUGUAUACCCAGGACGCAAAGGUUCCAUGGUUCCCUUUUCCAUGCGGAUUUUACAUGCUGAACUUGAACAGUACCUAGGAAAUCCCCAGGAGUCACUUGAUAGACUGCACAGCAUGAAAACAAUCUGCACAAAGAUAUUAGAAAAUUUGGCGCAAGGCUUAGCAGAAGAUGGACGUAUGACUAACAUUACACAAGAGAACAGACAAGCCUCUGUUGAGCUGUGGAGGUCACGUCUGGGCCGGGUGAUGUACUCCAUGGCAAACUGUCUGCUAAUGAUGAAGGACUAUGUGCUUGCUGUAGAUGCAUAUCACACAGUCAUCAAAUAUUACCCAGAACAGGAACCUCAGCUGUUGAGUGGAAUUGGAAGGAUUUUUCUUCAGAUUGGAGAUAUAAAAACCGCAGAAAAAUAUUUUCACGAUGUUGAGAAAAUGAGUCAGAAAUGGGAUGGACUACAGCACCAAAUUAUGGUUUUAAUGAACAGAGCAUUUCUCUAUCUUGGUCAGAAUAACUUUGCAGACGCUCACAGAGCCUUCACAGAAAUUUUAAAGAUUGACCCUGCAAAUGCUGUGGCUAAUAACAAUGCGGCUGUUUGUUUGCUUUAUCUGGGAAAAUUGAAGGAUUCCCUCCGGCAGUUGGAAGGAAUGGUUCAGCAGGACCCUAAACACUACCUACAUGAGAGUGUUCUUUUCAAUUUGACAACUAUGUAUGAAUUGGAGUCAUCCCGCAGUAUGCAGAAGAAGCAAGUGCUGCUUGAGGCUGUAGCUGUCAAAGAGGGUGAUAGCUUUAACACUCAGUGUCUCAAGUUAGGAUAGUUUGUUUUCAUCUACCAAUUUUUUUAUGAAAGGCUGAUUUUUAAAAUUGUACAUACUCGUGAAUAUGUAAAUGUUCCUCUUAUGAAUGAAAUGUAAUAAAAUCUCUAAUUAUGAACAUAUAGCAGAAUUACUACACUAUCUACACGGUCUGGAACAAUAAUCCUUGCCUGUCACUAUUGGGAUUUUGUGCUGAUCUAUAGCCAGCUUCAUCUCUGCAGGUCUGUUACUAUUCAGUUAUUCUUAACUGUCGUAUCCAUAAUCACAUUUACUCAGAUGGAUUCCUUUUUUCAGAAGUGACACGUUUGAGCUGACUUGUAUUGAUGGUUGUUAUUAUAAAUUCUUCAGUGAUUGCGGGAGAAACAUGAUAUUAUCAACUCUCAUAACAUGGCUAAGGGUUCCAGAGAAUGUCUGUAUAAGUAGCAUUUAUCAUAAAAGUUAAAUCCUGAAUGCAGAUUUGCUUUCAGCAUCUUCUAGUGUGUAUAUCCCACCCUCCCAAGCCAAUAAACUCAGUUCCUCCUA